This is a messenger RNA of Branchiostoma belcheri (Belcher's lancelet), 1280 nucleotides long. Its product is annotated as prolactin-releasing peptide receptor-like. Bases 151 to 1236 code for a protein of 361 amino acids. The record is from RefSeq and is a predicted model, not a curated record. Lineage: Eukaryota; Metazoa; Chordata; Leptocardii; Amphioxiformes; Branchiostomatidae. Gene Ontology annotation, cellular component: plasma membrane; neuron projection. Gene Ontology annotation, molecular function: neuropeptide Y receptor activity; neuropeptide binding. Gene Ontology annotation, biological process: G protein-coupled receptor signaling pathway. The transcript is spliced from 8 exons.
GUACUGUGGCAACUGUCGAGCAUCACACCGCACAGCUUUGGUUGACAAUGCCGACCUUAUAUACUGAAGGUCUGUGACGAACAGCUUUUUUUGCUGGGACCCUUUCGGUGUGCCCUCUGCUCCCGCGGGGAGCACUGAAAGCCGUCAGAGAUGGACGAAUUCAUCAACGAGACGAGCUGGAACGACACUGAUGUUUUCAACAACGGGACCGAGCGACUCUUGGUCCCUCCACAGUACCCCGGAGUGUUGCUGGUCCAGAGUCUCAGCCCCCUGCUCAUCCCCAUGUUCGGCGCCAUCGUGCUCGUGGGGGUUGUCGGGAACGUGCUGCUCACCUACGUCAUCCUCCGCAACAAGAGCAUGCGCAGUGUGACGAACGUCUUCAUCUGUAACCUGGCCGUGUCAGACAUCGCCACCUGUGUGAUGUGCAUCCCCUUCACCCUGGCCUACUCACUGGAACACAGCUGGUACUUCGGAGAGGUGAUGUGCUACCUGGUGUUCUCCCUCCAACCCACGUCUGUCUACCUGUCCAUCAUGACCCUCACCGCCAUUGCCAUCGACCGCUACUACGUCAUCAUGUACCCCUUCAAGCCCCGGAUGUCGAUGCGGACCUGCGCCACCAUCAUCGGACUGAUCUGGGUGGUAGCGGUCGGACUAUCCCUGCCUGUGGGCAUCAACACCCACUACCUGGACUUCACUGAGAUCGGCCUGGACUUCUACGUGUGCAAGGAGAAAUGGGACGAGAAGAAGCAGCAGAUGAUCUACACCAACACCAUGUGGGUGGUGCAGUACUGGCUGCCCCUGCUCAUGAUCUCCGCCGCAUAUGCCAAGAUCGGACACAAACUGCGCAACCGCGUGAUGCCGGGGUCAAUGACCGAGCGUCAGCAGGAGGAGCAGAACCGGCGCAAGCGCAGAACGAACCGCCUGAUGAUGAGCGUGGUGGUGGCCUUCGCCAUCUGCUGGUUCCCCAUCAACAUCUUCAACGUCAUCAAUGACGUCAACAUCGACCUUAUCCACGAGAAGUACUACAACCUGAUCCAGCUGCUGUGCCUGUGGUUCGCCAUGCUGUCCUCCUGCGUCAACCCGUUCCUGUACGCCUGGAAACACGACUCCUUCCGCAAGCAUCUGCGCAAGACCUUCCUCAAGACCUACAGAUACCUGCGAAACCAGGACCAGAACCAGGUUCACCCCCUGGAGCCGUGCGGCCCGGACACUGUCGCCUCACAAGGCCCCAGCUGACUAGAUGUGACCAACGUCAACACCUCCAUCACGUACUUGUAAGA